UAUACUCUCAUUUAGACAAGCAAAUAAACUCAAAAAUUUAAAUAUGCAAGCAUAUAACCUAAUCUUUUCCCUAAUUCUAGGAAUUUUUAGUUGUCUAUAAUUCAUUGGUGCUAAUUUAUAUAUAUUGACGAUAAUACAAAGAUUCUUAAAGCAUGAAUGUGGUUUUUUUUAGUUCUUGCUACUUAGAUGAAUCAUAAAGCAAAGACCAAGAUGCCUAAUGUUGGGAGUCAAUAAUCAAGUAUGAUAAAAAUAAUAUGGCUUUAUCCCAAUAUUUAGGGUCCAGCACAUCCAUUGGCUAAUAGAGAAUUAGCAAAUAUAGAUACAAUGAUUAUAUAAUUAAAAACAACACGCUUUAUUUCAUUUCAUAUUUUAAUUGACAUAAUUACUAAUUAUUUUUUCUUUGAAUAGAUAAUAUAGAUGACAUAGCAGGAUUAUUUAACGCUACAUAUAAAUAUACUUAUUUCAGUCUCGGUGGGUCAUGUCUCUUGAAAGUGUUCAAGAGAGGAGGAUAAUGAGAAACUCUAUCCUAAAGAACCAAAACCGGUCUUGAAUUAGCCUACUAAUUAACAAAGAAUCGCUUUGCCAAAAUUUGAUUAAGUGAUAUUCUUAGUGUUAAUCGUAGUUAUCAAGUUAGAAUCUCAUGACAAGACAUUGGGUACCUUUUCAUUACUUGAUACAACCCUCCUCCUUGUGAUGCCACUACCACUUUUAGUGGAUUAACAAGAAACAUAUCACAUAACACCUUCCUAGAAAUUGCCCCCCAAAAAAUCACAAAAAAAAUAUUUGAAAAAAAAAAAAAAAAUCCAUAAUUUCUUCCCAAGUUUGAAGCAAUCUAAAAGUGUGAAUGAAUGAAUUGUCUUCUCAUGAUUUUCCUCAUAUAUCAUCCGAUUAACCACAAACACUAUUCUCUUCUUUAUUUCAUUUCAACCAAAUUAGAUUUGACAAUCAUAUCAUUAGUCUCCUACUAUACACAACACAUAUACACACUUCAAUUUAAUUGUCCUAUAUAAUCCAUCAUCAUCAAAUAGUGUAGAAGUAGCUUAGCUAGCACAAGCUAAGAGCUAGCUAGCUAGCAAUGGUGUGGCCUCGGCCGCCUCACCGCCACCUCCUCCAUGAAGCAACACCACCCACCGCAACCUCACCACAUAGCAACGAAGCCCAUGUCACAAGAGCCAAUGCCGGUAUAGAUGCUAACAUGGUAGUCAUCCUAGGAGUGUUACUUUUUGCCUUGUUAUGUACCCUAGGGCUAAACUCACUUGUCCGGUGUGCCACCCAUUGUUGCACCGGCCACCACCACCACCACCGGCAAGAGCUAGGUAACACGUACGUGGGGGCGAUAAGUCAAGGGCUAAAGAGGAGCACCAUAAGGCAAAUCCCAACAACAAUAUAUGAUAUAGCAACAAGUGUUAUGAUGUCAACAGAUUGCAUGAUAUGUCUAGGGGAGUUUAUACAAGGGGAGAACGUAAAAGUGUUACCAAAAUGCAAACAUGGGUAUCAUAGUAAGUGUAUUGAUACAUGGUUGCUUUCGCGUUCGACUUGUCCUACAUGCCGGCAAUCACUAUCCGAAUGGACGGGCAACGAUGCCAUUGUGGUGCCUAUGGAAAUUAUUGGGAAUCGUACCUCGAAUCGUGAGGUACGUGGUGUUGAUUGUUGAAGAUGCUACACAAAGGCAUUAGAGAAUAAAUUGUGUGGUUGUUAGGGAGAUGAUUGAUGAGUGAGAUGAGCUAAAGUUGUGAGAAACAUCCAUGUCAAUGUACCUUUGAAGCACCACCUUUAUUUUAAAAAAAAAAAAAAACCAAAAGAGAGGUAUUUUGUAGAUAUGUAGUUAUGUUGUAAUGUAUCACCAUGUGUAUAUGUAUGUGUUUAAUACAUGUGUAUCCGUACCCUUUUUUCACGAGAUACUACAAAGCUAGUUGCAUAUACAGGAUCUCUUGGGACCGGGAGGAAAACUCUAACCAUUUGAGGUAUCUCUUACUCCCCUUUAAUUUCGUACUUGGUAUUAUUAUAUGAGUCUUAUGACUAGAUGUGGCAAAAUACAUCGUUUUGAUUGACUUUGUUGGGAUUUGGUUUGGGUUGUACAUUGGGUGUUUACUCUUUCAAUAAUUCUAUUUGGUUUUCAAUGAUAUUACUUCUAAGAGCAUCUCCAAUGGUUUAAUUGUAAGGACUUGCUUGCAAUAUAAAUAAAAUUUCUAGCUACAUACUUACCAUUGGAGAACAAAAAA
This is a messenger RNA of Chenopodium quinoa (quinoa), 2222 nucleotides long. Its product is annotated as RING-H2 finger protein ATL73-like. The record is from RefSeq and is a predicted model, not a curated record. Gene Ontology annotation, biological process: protein ubiquitination. The transcript has a single exon. NCBI's taxonomy places the organism in Eukaryota, Viridiplantae, Streptophyta, Magnoliopsida, Caryophyllales, Amaranthaceae. Gene Ontology annotation, molecular function: transferase activity. Bases 1076 to 1654 code for a protein of 192 amino acids.